Messenger RNA from Bursaphelenchus okinawaensis, 2195 nucleotides. NCBI's taxonomy places the organism in Eukaryota, Metazoa, Nematoda, Chromadorea, Rhabditida, Aphelenchoididae. The record is from the annotation of a GenBank genome assembly.
AUGGAUUCCCACCUUCAAUACUCGACCGACUCCAACUCCUCCGCGACCUGUUCCCAACGUCGUCAGAUGACAAAACAAGUUCAUUUCAGUGAGUUGUCUAUGUCAAUGAUCUCCCCCACCGUAAUUCGAAUCAAUUGUGGUGGACAGCUGAUUGAAAUCACUAGAGAAACACUCGAAUCAUACCCAAAAUCAUCACUAUACGAACUGACGAAGACGUUAAGGCCAAACGAUGAGAUAUUCAUUGAUAGAGAUCCGUAUGGACUGAGGACGAUAGUGGACUACUUUAGAUGUGGGGUUAGGAUACUGUAUACGGAAUGUACUACUAAUGCCAAUGCUGAAUAUUUGGAAAAAGAGGCGGAGGUAAGUGGAAUAUAUCCUACCCUACCCUACCCUACCCUACCCUACCCUACCCUACCCUACCCUACCCUACCCUACCCUACCCUACCCUACCCUACCCUACCCUACCCUACCCUACCCUACCCUACCCUACCCUACCCUACCCUACCCUACCCUACCCUACUACCCUACCCUACCCUAACCUAUCCUACCCUACCCUGCCCUACCCUACCCUAUCCUACCCUACCCUGCCCUACCCUACCCUACUUUUCAAUACUGUGUCAUGCCUUACUCUACCAUAUUCAGUCUUAACCUACUUCACCCUAUUUACCCUGCCUUAUCUUACUUGGAACUGCUUUGCCAAUUCGCAUUGGCCUAAAGCUUUGCCUAAGGUGUCUUAGCUUAGCCUACCUGGAGCCAAAUUUCAGCUUAUUUUUAGUCUAGUUUUACCAUAGUUUUAGCUUCCAAACAGAGCAACACUCUUUACCAUGGAUAAUUGACUAUUACAUCAAAAAACAUAUUUUUUCGGCAUUACAUCAAAAGUAUAAUACAGUAGCCUUAAGUAAAUUGUAAAAACCCUUGUUACGUAACCUUUUCUGAUGUAAUAUUGUUAACUUUUGUAAUAUUUGCCUCGGUGUAAAACGACCCAACAAAUUACUGCGAGUGCUGGGGUUUUUCGUACGGAAUUUCUUACAAACUGUAGCUAUACUCUGUACAUACUGUAGGGUUAGAAUUAUGCAUAAGUUAGACUAAAGAUUGGUAAUGCAUCUAAGCAAAGCACGGCGGAACACAUAGGGUCAGGAAAAAGAAUAUGGAAGAUAGAGGGGCAGGGAAGGGCUAAAAAUUCGGUUAUGGUAAGGCAGAGAUGAUGGUAAGUGUAGGACAAUUGAAAUUUAACGGAGAGAGCGGCAAGGAAAAGCAUGAAACGGAAUGGUAAAGAAAGGGAUUGCAGAGCUAGUCAAUAUAAGAUAGAGUAUGUUAGGGUAGGGUAGGGUAAAGUAGGGUAGGGCAUGUCAUUUUCGUUUGAACUAUUCUUGUAUCUUUUAGUUCUACGGCUUUGAUGACAUCGCCUUAAAGUGUGCUGCUUUGUACAAUUUCAAAGAGAAAAGCGAAGUUUCAUGGCGGCCGGAUGUCAUUGAAGCCUAUUACCCAUUAUUUGCCAAAUGUAUUGCCGAUCCAAGUUUGGUAGUGCCAUUCACGUUCGAACGGAACGCUCAUCUCGUGGCACGUUGUAUUGCUUGUGAAUAUAGUUAUGAGCCAAAACAAAGCCAUAUUUAUAUGUUGAAUAUUCAAGAAUGGGCCGCUUUAAAGUACCACAUGGCUGUUAUGAUUGGCAUGGUGGAAAAGGUAGGGUAAAUAGAUAUACAUACAGGAAAAGGUGGGGUAAAUAGAUAUACAUACUAAUAUAUAAAUGAAAAUUUACCUAACAGAGAAAAUGAGAGGAGGGGGGGGGGGGGUAAAAAAGUCGUAGGAAUGAGGGUAAGGCAGGUUAAAGGCCUGGGUAAAAAAAGAAAUUUCUUGCCAUUUUUUAAUUUGUAAAGAAAGUUCUUGCUAUUUUUUGUUUUGUAAAGAAAGUUCUUGCCAUUUUUUAAUUUGUAAAGAAAGUUCUUGCCAUUUUUUGAUUUUUAAAAGAAAUUCUUGCCAAUUUUUUUUUGUUUUGUAAAAAAAAGUUCUUGCCAUUUUUUAAUUAGUAAAAAAAAGUAAAUGUUAUCUUUUGAAUUUUGAAAGAAAGUCCUUGCCAUUCUUUUAUCAAUGUGUUUUAGAUACUCGGCCCAACAUGUGUCCUAGUACGAUGGGCAAACGGCAUCCAAACUCACCUUCCAAAAACGGCGUUACGAGUUGUUGUAGAUGACAUAUGA